AUGGAGUACCAUCUGUACGAAAACACGGACAUUUUGUUGUUAAAUGAAAAUUCCCCGAGUUCGAAAAGUUCCUGGAACCUGGCUAGCGACAAUAGCAUGGAACCCAAUGACGAAUAUUUCGGCUGGAACGCGUUGAAAAUUGACGAGGAAAAGUUCAACACAAACACGCGCAAACGCAAGCUGGUCGACGAAGAGGAACUCAAACUCAAAACAUCCGACUUAAUAAAUAAAAUUAAUAACAAAGACCCCCUUUCCCUUGACGAAAAACCAACGAACGUCAAUAAGAAGGCUUCAAUACAUAAGGGUGAUCGGACCGCUCAUUGGACAGUGGAUGAUUAUAAUGAACUCAACGAAGAAAUUGACAGUUCCCUUAGCCUUGGAUCGGAAUUGGCUAAUAAUUCAUACAGCGAUGCAAUUCUGCAAAUCAACAACAUGACAGUCCUGAAACAGGAGGCCCCUUCGCCGGGGUCCAAUGACAUGACCAACCUCCAAGUGGCCAGGGAGAGCCGACAGAGCCCCACGUCCACGCAACAAGGCCCUAUUGUUGCCCUCAGCAACAUGGAGGACAACAACAGCCAGAACAUGUUCAAUAAUACCAUCAAUCAGCUGUUGAGCCAAACUGGAUUUGUCAAUUUACAGAAUGUUAUGGAUGGGAACAAUUUGGCGUCUCCCAGCUCACAGGACAGCUUUAAUGUGUCUUCCACCAACUACCACUUGAUGGAAGAUAACCGAUUCCAGUACGUAUUGGCAGCUGCAACCAGUAUCGCAACCAAACAAAACGAAGACACGCUUACCUAUCUAAAUCAAGGCCAAAGCUAUGAAAUCAAGCUAAAAAAACUGGGCGAUCUUUCAAUGCACAGAGGGAAAAUGUUAAAGUCAGUGAUUCGUAUUUGCUUCCACGAACGUCGACUUCAGUAUAUGGAGAAAGAACAGAUGACUUUAUGGCAAAAAGCAAGACCAGGAGAUCGUAUAUUGGAAGUUGAUGUUCCCCUCUCAUAUGGUGCCUUUGAUAUUGUUCAACCUUCCAAUGCACUGAACAUUAUCAAUUUCACCUGGGAUCCUACAAAAGAAGUCGGAGUUUACAUCAAGAUAAACUGUAUCAGUACAGAAUUCACUCCCAAAAAGCAUGGCGGUGAAAAAGGUGUCCCGUUUAGAAUUCAAGUGGAAACUUAUCAGAAUAGCGACAAUUUUGAUGGUUCCAGGCGUCUUCAUGCGGCUGCUUGUCAAAUAAAAGUGUUCAAAUUAAAAGGUGCCGACAGAAAACACAAGCAGGAUCGCGAGAAGAUUCUAAAGCGACCGAUAUCCGAGCAGGAAAAGUACCAGCCGAGCUACGAGUGCACAGUUUUGAACGACAUACCUAACGAGGCUGUGUUGACUUCCCCUCCAAUUGCCCCAUUGGUUUCCGCUGUAGAAAGUGUAACGCCAAAUGUCAGUCUCACUCCACCCAAACUAGUUCCCAAAAUAGACAACGAUGUCCAUGUCCAGGCAGUCGUCAUUCCACCCCAAAUCACCAUUCAAAAUUGCGGAAUUGAGAAAAAAGUCGAACACAACAAGGUAACUGACAUUACAAACGCAGAUUUCGAACAGCUCUGUUCCGAUUCUUCGCCCGACCAAACGGUAAACUGGUUGACCACGAACCGUUUCGAAAAAUAUCUGCAAACUUUUUGCAGUUUUUCGGGAGCUGACAUGCUGCGCAUGUCCAGAGAUGACCUCAUCCAGAUCUGUGGUCACGCCGAUGGUAUACGAAUGUACAAUGUUUUACAUUUGAGAACCAUCGCGCCAAAACUAAAAAUAUACGUUUGCCGCGAAAAAUCGUCCGUUUUCAACGCCGUGUUCCUCUUCUCCUUCAACAACAACGAACUAGUACAAAAACUAUCGUCUGUGAUCAACGUACCUUACGAUAAAAUCAAAGACAUCUACAUCGAGGGUCCUCAGUCCAUACACAUCCGUCUGACCAACGACGUGCUCAGCCACGUCAAGGAGGAAACGAUGUUUUUGUUGGAAGUGAUUCAGGAUAGUGACAGUUUUAUUUUGCUUUUGAAACGUACUCUACCGUAG
This is a messenger RNA of Brassicogethes aeneus, 2058 nucleotides long. Lineage: Eukaryota; Metazoa; Arthropoda; Insecta; Coleoptera; Nitidulidae. The record is from the annotation of a GenBank genome assembly.